Panicum virgatum (switchgrass) is the source of this 791-nucleotide messenger RNA. RefSeq lists its product as uncharacterized. The record is from RefSeq and is a predicted model, not a curated record. NCBI's taxonomy places the organism in Eukaryota, Viridiplantae, Streptophyta, Magnoliopsida, Poales, Poaceae. Bases 240 to 506 code for a protein of 88 amino acids. The transcript has a single exon.
CAACUGCAUUUAAACGCGGGCGCUGCUUGACCGGCGGGACGCCGGCGCCCUCUCCAACCGCGCAUCUCUCCAGUCACGGGCCCUGCCGUACGUGCGUAGUGCCUUUCCCCGGCGGCGACGGCGCCUCCAUCCAUUCGCCGAUCCCGUGUAGUCGUGUCGUGUCACGCGGCCCGUCAUCAAGUACCGACCGCGUCGUCGUCUUCGAUCUCGCUUUGGUGCAGGAAUCUGAAAGGGCGGCGAUGGGGAAGCUGGCGAGGCUGGUGGACGGCAUCAAGGAGAAGCUGGCCGGCGCCGGCGCCGGCGCCGGGGGCAAGGCCAGCAAGGCGGUGUGCUACGACAAGGUGGACAAGACGGAGAGCAUGAGGGUGGAGAUCAGGAGCCGCCGCGCGCGCCAGCUCAUCGCCGAGAACCUCGCCGCCGCCGACGACAUCGCGGGGUGCCGCCCCCGGGCCGGCGCCGGCGGGGGCAAGAAGAAGAACAAGAAGAAGCGGUUCUUCGGCUUCUGAUCGGCACGAUCGCCGGUCGAUCGACGCCCGGUUCCGUUUGCCUUCGAUCUUGUCGUGAAUAAUCUUGUUGAUCAUCCGUGUAGGUGUAGCUACCUGUAGAUUUCAGAAGCUAUCCGUGCGUGAGCACGCGCCUUGAGCAUUCUCUCAUGGGAGGAACUGAAAUCCUGGUCCGUUCCUGAUUAAGAGUGAAUCGAAAUGGAUUGUGCAAAUUUCUGCAGGUAGAGGUGUAGAUCGAUCAUGAGUGGAUUCGGGUACAUUUAUGACUGUGGAUAGAUUGGCUGUCUA